UGAAACAUUCUAAGGACGAGUUAACUUAAUUUGGAAAAGAAAAGAAAGAAAAUGGCUGCGCCUGUGACCGACUCCGUUCGCGAGAAAGCGUUGGCAGACUACAGAAAGAAGCUCCUGGAGCAUAAAGAAUUAGAAGCGAGAUUGAAAGAAAUGAGAGAAAAUGCCAAAGAAUUAAACAAACAGUAUGACAAGUCAGAAAAUGAUUUGAAGGCUCUGCAAAGUGUAGGCCAGAUUGUUGGUGAGGUCCUGAAGCAAUUAACAGAGGAAAAAUUCAUCGUCAAAGCAACAAAUGGACCAAGGUACGUGGUGGGCUGUAGAAGACAGUUAGACAAAAGUAAGCUUAAGCCGGGAACUCGGGUGGCUCUGGACAUGACUACACUGACAGUAAUGCGAUAUUUACCUCGGGAGGUGGAUCCAUUGGUUUAUAACAUGUCGGUGGAGGACCCUGGUGAAAUCAGCUAUAAUCAGAUUGGUGGACUUGGAGAGCAGAUCAGAGAACUUAGAGAGGUGAUAGAACUUCCUCUGAUGAAUCCUGAGUUGUUUCAGAGAGUCGGAAUAACACCCCCUAAAGGCUGCCUGUUGUAUGGACCCCCAGGAACAGGAAAGACAUUGUUAGCCCGGGCUGUUGCUAGUCAACUGGAUGCCAACUUCCUUAAGGUUGUGUCAAGUGCAAUUGUUGAUAAGUAUAUUGGAGAAAGUGCCAGGCUGAUCCGAGAAAUGUUCGCAUUUGCCAGAGACCAUGAGCCAUGUAUCAUAUUUAUGGACGAGAUUGAUGCUAUAGGUGGAAGAAGAUUUUCAGAGGGGACAUCAGCUGAUAGAGAAAUUCAAAGAACUUUGAUGGAGUUGCUGAAUCAGAUGGACGGUUUUGAUGCUCUGGGUCAGGUUAAAAUGAUCAUGGCUACAAACCGACCUGAUACAUUAGAUCCUGCCUUACUCAGACCAGGGCGUCUAGACAGAAAAAUAGAAAUCUGUUUACCCAAUGAGCAGUCAAGACUAGAAAUAUUGAAAAUCCAUGCACAGCCUAUAGCCAAACAUGGAGAAAUAGACUGGGAGGCUGUUGUUAAAUUGUCUGAUGAUUUUAAUGGUGCAGAUCUAAGAAAUGUUUGUACAGAAGCAGGAAUGUUUGCGAUCAGAGCAGAGAGAGAUUAUGUGAUAGAAGAAGACUUCAUGAAAGCUGUUAGAAAAGUAGCUGAUAACAAAAAACUGGAAACCAAGCUGGAUUACAAGCCAGUGUAAAUGGACAAGAGUUUUGAAAGUUUACCCUGUGUGUUAAAACAAGCUCACAACAUUUUUUUUUUUUUUUUUUCGUGUACAUUACAAUAAAAUAUGAAUAAAUGUAUAAAAAGUAUUCAA
This is a messenger RNA of Ostrea edulis (European flat oyster), 1353 nucleotides long. RefSeq names its product 26S proteasome regulatory subunit 10B. Gene Ontology annotation, cellular component: cytosolic proteasome complex; proteasome regulatory particle, base subcomplex. NCBI's taxonomy places the organism in Eukaryota, Metazoa, Mollusca, Bivalvia, Ostreida, Ostreidae. The record is from RefSeq and is a predicted model, not a curated record. Gene Ontology annotation, biological process: positive regulation of RNA polymerase II transcription preinitiation complex assembly. Gene Ontology annotation, molecular function: proteasome-activating activity; ATP binding; ATP hydrolysis activity. The transcript is spliced from 9 exons. Bases 52 to 1236 code for a protein of 394 amino acids.